Messenger RNA from Danio rerio (zebrafish), 7665 nucleotides. The record is from RefSeq and is a predicted model, not a curated record. NCBI's taxonomy places the organism in Eukaryota, Metazoa, Chordata, Actinopteri, Cypriniformes, Danionidae.
CCGGGGCGUCGCGUGCAGGGCGGUGCGGUGUGAACUGUUUGCGUUGCGCGACACUGUGCCUGUUGUUGCUGCGCCGAUCAGCUGAACGCAUGAUUGCGCUUCCAGUUUGACAAGCAGGAGGGGAAGCCCUGUUGGCUCGAGAGCGUCCACAUAACGCCGAGAGAGGCGUCAGCAGCGAUUCCGUUUGACAGGCAAUGGGAUGCGGACCACGACACGCUGCUCAACGACUACAACAACGCCAACAUCUGUGUCAGGUUGAAGACUCCAAUUCCCGUUGUAAUUGGAUGGAAAAGAGUGACUUGUUACAUUCAUCAAAUUCCACCCUUUGAUACUCUACAAAAUUAAGAAUGACCAACGGGCUUGAAGCGACAUAAGCCAAAGGCCAGUGAAGUUCUAACAUGUGACAAGCUGAAGACUGGAGACUAAUAGAUCUUCAAGAAUUAUUUACAUGUCAGCAGAGAAAGUGCCUCAAAAGCAAUUUGAAACAUUUUUUGUCAAGCUCCAUUGCCAGGCAUCAGACCAAAAGACACACAAUGAUGAAGUUCACCAAGGCUGUUUGUGAACAGGAGAGGGGACGUUUAGCAAACAACCAGCAUUCACAUAUAUGGCGGCUGCACCAUGGCACUGUUUAAUUGUGCCUUUGUCUUUUAAGCACACUGUCCGGUAUCUUACAUUAAUUAUGGCAUAAUAUAGUUAGCCCCCUAAAGCAAGAAUAAAGACUUUUUUUCCUAUCGGAAAGGUAUUGAUGCGAUGAUGUUUAUCAGAUUGGUGGUCAAAGAACCAUUCCCAUUGUGUCCUUAAGGCCUUCACCCCACAUCCUAUGGAGGCAGAGGAAAAGCAGUCUGCCGAUGGGGAGCAGUCUGGUCAACAACCGCAGCCAUCAUCAAAGUCUUUGUUAGCAGCACAGCUGCCUCAGUUACAGCAACAAGCUACCUCGCAAUCUGUCCAUGGAUCACAUGGCCGCCUUCAACACAGGCAGCCGAAACGCUGUGAAAUGCUCCAAAGGCAGAAGCAGCGACAUCAGUCACAGGCGAGUGGGUCAUCUUGGCAGCUCUCAGAAAUACCUGGUCCUUCAAGAGGCAGCUGUUCUGCCCUGGGAGAUCCAUCUCCCCAAUCUCACAAUGUCCAUCAAACUCAAUCUAUGCCCAAUGUCGAAGUACAGGAAGGCACCCCAUGUAGACAAGAGCGCAAACCCCAAAAACCAGGGAAAUAUGUGUGCACAUACUGCGGCCGACCUUGUGCAAAACCUAGCGUCCUGCAAAAACAUAUCCGAUCCCACACAGGAGAGAGGCCCUAUCCAUGUGUCCCAUGUGGCUUUUCCUUCAAGACCAAAAGCAACCUGUACAAACAUCGCAAAUCUCAUGCACACCGAAUAAAAGCAGGCAUGGCUUCAAGUCGUGAGGAAACAAGUUUUAUUGGGCCAGAAGGUGCAGUCUUGGGUGAAGAACAAGAAGAGGGUACGGAGGGAGAGAGUACAGGUUCUGAGGAUGAGACAGGGCAGCACCAACCAUCUACCUCACAAGGCAGACCAACUCUGAAAAAAAGCUGCAAAGUGGAAUUGUCAUUCAUAGAGGAGGGACCCCAAACUGAGGAUUCACAGGCAGUCAAGCAAAGGUUAGCAAUGAGGCUAAGUGAGAGAAAACGUGCGCCCAGAACAUCUUCAGAUGAUACACGAUCCUCAUUGGGUCCUGGCAGUAAGGGGAGCACAGAAUCCGGAUAUUUUUCCAGUUCUGGGAGUGCUGAGCUCUCCCAAGUGAGCCCACCAAAUGCCAGUGCUAAAACAUAUGCUGAGAUAAUUCUAGGAAAGUAUGGACGACUAGGACAACAGCAACGAAUUCCACAUCAACAACUGCAGUUAUCAUCAUCAUCUUCAGGUCAACAAGAAAAAUCAAUCCCUUUCACCGUUCCCAAGACACAAGUCAUUGAGCAUAUAACAAAGUUAAUCACUAUAAAUGAAGCCGUGGUGGAUACAAGUGAAAUUGAUAGUGUCAAACCAAGACGUUCCUCGCUCUCUAGAAGAAGCAGCAUUGAGUCUGUUAAGUUCUCUUCACCCAAAGAACAUUGUGUUUUUGAACCAAAAGCAGAAGCCCCUGGCUCUUGUGGCUCUGCUGUUCAACUUAUUUCUGGUAGUUUUGCUGGCGAAUUAACUGGUUCGUAUUUGACAGAAGCAGAAAAAUUGGCUGGUCAGAGCUCUAGUGCUUUUCUCUACAGGAGUCAAUCAGUGCCAUCUUCUGGUAAAUCUUCAGAUACGACAUCACACAGCUUUCGUCUCAGUCAUUCCUUUGAUGAUCAGCAGGCCAUAGCAGCUGAAAUGAGAAUUGGGCCCCAUCAACGAAUGUUGCGACGCCAGCCUGCUAUUGAGAUGCCGGUUGGAGCGGAGCUCAUUAUAGAGGAUGCAGGCCCUUCAUCUUCAAGUUUAAAAAAAACUGAACCAGGAAUAAAGCGAGAAAGGGAAAUUUUCUUAUAUGAGUGUGAAAUGUGUGGAAGUCAUUUAAAGAAUCAAGACUCUUUUGCUGCACACAGACUAGCAUGCAUGAGUAAAUCUUUACAUAGUUUUCAAAGUGAAGAAGGAAGUGCUUUAAUUGAAAACCAGCCACAGAUCAUGAGCUACAAGUUCAAAGCUAUGGCCAUGGCUGUUCGCAAGCGUAAAAAGAAAGAGGAGAGUCUUGAGGAAGACCCCCCCAGUCCAGGUCCAACCGCUGUGUCAUUCUGCUCUAAGCCUCUGUCUAUGCCAGGUUGUAGUGAUAAUCAGGGUGCAUCUUGUGGCCUUUCACCAAGUGAGCUAGAAAGAAGGGGUUCCUGUAAAGAAAUUUCUGUCAUCCAACAUACCAGAUCAUUUGAAAAACAGGAAAGCAUCCCUAUGACAAACCAGGAAGAAGAGCCAGAACAUGAGCCAUCACAGGAGCCAAAACCAACCUCUACUUCCCGGUUAAUUCGUCAAUCCAACAUUCAAGUUCCAGAAAUUCUUGUUACAGAGGAGCCAGAUUCAGAGAUGUUAUCUCAACCAGUAAGCACCUCUCUAGAAUCUGAGAAAGUGGAGGAAUUCCAGUGGCCUCAGCGUAGCCAAAGUCUGUCUCAGCUCCCUGCAGAGAAGCUACCGCCAAAGAAAAAGCGUCUCCGUUUGGCUGAGGCAACCCAAUCAUCAGGAGAAUCUAGCUUUGAGUCAGUAUCGCUGCCACACAGCCCAAGCCAAGAGAGCAAUGUUUCCCAUGCCUCCAGCCGAUCUGCAUCCUUUGAGGAAAUGGGAAGGCCAGACUCUGAAAUGCAAAGUGCUACUAGGAGCUCCCAAGUUUCUCACAUGCUCACCGUCCCAUCAAGUGUCUAUCAAUACCAUCAGUCUCAAAGAGAGAUGCGGCGCUCAACCUCUGAACAGGCAUCUGCAAGUCCGGCUUACCCAGCACAUGUAGAAGAAACAAGAAGCAAGUCAUUUGACUAUGGCUCCCUAUCUCUAGAGCGUACUUCUGUUACUUGGAAGGAGAGGAGGAAAUGUCUCUUGGUGAAACACGGAACUCUUGGUGAACCUGACCAUGAGGAGCCAUCUUCUAAACAUGGCUUCUUAGCUGUUUGCCAGUCCUACCCAGCUCAUCCUCCUUUCACAAUCACAGAGAACAGAGAGGGAAACAGGACCUCUAGGUUUAGCUCAGAGAAUAUAGGCAAGACCUUGCAACUGUUCCACUCCCCUCUUGGCCUCCCACCAGCAGUUUUCCCUAUACAUCAAGCAAAUCCUGAUUUUUAUUCCUCAAGUCAGCUAACUAGAUUCGUCCCAGUCACUACAGGAAUCUCAGCAGUCAUUUCACCGCAAAUGUUUCACCAAGGCUACCUUCACAGUGAGACACCUCCGGUAAAUCAAAGACCCACAGAGUAUGUAGAACGCCUGCCCCUUCAGCCACUCGCAACUUUAUUCCCGCUACAAUCAAGUGAUGUUGCUCAGGCGGUUUGCUUUCCCAUGCCAGGAGGUCUGACUAUUCAGGUCCCCUCUGGGCCUCUUUUCAGGGAGUUUAGGUCAUCACCAUCCUCUUUGCCUAGUCCUGUUCAUUCACAACAGCAGCUAGUAGUUCGCCACAGUCCCCAUCCUGUGAUUGCUCCUUGCCUUCAACAGCUUGUGCCAGUGGUGUCCCUUGUAGUGCCUGUGCGCUUACAGACUCACAUUCCUACCUAUGCUAGUGCCAUGUAUACAACCAUCUCACAAAUUUUAGCCACAACACAACAUCCAAUCUGUUGUACAGCUAUGGUCAUCAUGGGUAAACUGGAGGAAGACAAGAUUCAGAGAUCUUACCUUAGGCUGCCCUCGCCAAGCCCUAAGAGCUAUAUUCCCUUGCCGCUGCCUCUCGAACAUGGAGCAGGAACUUCAUCUGAUGACAGCUAUGGACAACUUGGUGCCGGAGGAAGUAAACGAAUGCUGUCCCCCGCAGGUAGCCUAGAACUCAGUUUAGAGGCACAUCGACACCAAAAGCGGGUAAAAGAAGAGGAGGAGAAAGAAGAGGAUGACAAGGAAAAUGCUGAUAACAAAUGUGAUGAAAAAUCUCAGGAGUUAAGUCAGGGUAAAAAUAAGUAUAGGCUAACAGUGGAGAAUGUCGGCAGGGAAAAAGAUCCAAGAGAAGUAAUAGAAACGGAAGAGUCAAGCAAGCAGAACUUACAUCAACACAAAACUGAAACCUUAAAGGAGGAGGAAAGGGAAGAGGCAGAACACCGGUAUGCUCCAAGGGUAGCUAGUCCAGUGAGAAUCGUGGAUCCUUCAUAUCCUAGUUUGCAUACAACAACAUCUGUCAGUUGGUGCUACCUAAAUUAUACAAAGCCCAACCCAUCUACACAUAGAGAUUCAACAUCAGUCUAUUCCUCAUGGAGUGUUAGCAUGCAUAACCCCAAUAUACCUGGUUUGUCCACCAAAAUAUUACUAUCUCUGUUGCGCUCAAAACAAAAACAUAGUGCUGAAACAUACACAAUGGCUACAGCUCCACCACCAACCAUUGACAAGCUGGUUUCUACAGACAGCAAGGAGACCAGUGCAUCAGAGGUACAUGCCUCACCACCCAGCACCCCCGUCAAAGUAAAAGAGGAACCAACAAGUGAAAGUAGGGACAAAGAUAAGGAGAGUGCUGAUGACAUGCCAGCUACCUCGACUCAAAAUGAGGCAGUACGUGUUUGCAUUUUUGAGGGCGGGUAUAAGUCAAACGAGGAUUAUGUGUAUGUUCGUGGAAGGGGAAGAGGCAAGUACGUGUGUGGUGAAUGUGGGAUUCGCUGUAAGAAGCCCAGCAUGUUAAAAAAGCACAUUCGCACUCAUACAGAUCUGCGUCCGUAUGUCUGCAAGUACUGCAACUUCGCCUUUAAAACCAAAGGGAACCUUACCAAACACAUGAAGUCUAAGGCUCAUGGUAAGAAAUGCCUGGAGAUGGGAGCAUCCGAGUCCUCUGAGCUGGACCCUGAGGAAGCAGGAGGCAGUGAUGAGCGAGUGUGUGAGUCAGAAGACCAGGAGGGCCACCAGUUCUCUGAUGUUGACGAUUCUGAAGUAGAAGAUGAUGAAGAUGAGGAAGAGGACUUCUCCUCCCAUGAUGAGCCAUCUUCAGCCUGCUCUACUGACACCCGUCAGUCUACAGGUGACCUUUCUGAAAGUGGCCACGGCUCACAGACUGAGCCCUCUGACCCUACAGCAAGGGAGGAAUACUCUUCACCUCAUAGGCCUUGGCCUGGCAUACGAGCCAUGUCUCCAGGAGGCAAGAGGGCGUCUUUCUCUCGGAAGGGCUGGGAGGUUUCCCCGAGGAACUUCUCCCCAAGCAGCGAGGGCUCUCCUCUCAGAAGCCUGUCUCCAAGGGUUGAAUUGUCCUCACCCAGUCGUCAUCUCUCUCCAUCUCCAGAGAGAGGCCCGUCACCCAUCAGAGCUUUGUCUCCUCUCAGACCUCUCUCUCCUCUGAGACCCGUGUCACCCGCUAGAUACAGGAGUGCCAGAGCUCUAUCCUCCCCUACGCCUUUAAAGCCUCAGCAUCGCCCGCACAGCUCUCCCGCAGGCCUCCACUGGGAGCCCAGCAAACCAGCUACUAACACUCAAAAGGACAAACCUGGUACUCAAGCAGCUCCAGAUCCCUGCCUGCUUUCCCCAUCCCAGCGCUUUCCUCCCUGCGAGCCUUUCCCUCCAGCUCCAGUGACUCCAUGGACAGUGGACCGCAUGUUUAGCCACCUUCCUUUGCACUCCCAAGAUCAAGCCCGCAUGCCCUAUCACAUGAUUCCCAUUGGGGGCAUCCAAAUGGUGCAGCUCCGACCCCCAUCACGGCCCAAACUGGAACGACAGUCGUCGUCCACCCCUUCACCCACCUCUCCCAAAGAAGACUCCCCUUUUUCUCUCGCCAGAAGGGAUUAUCCAUGGAUCUCAUCUUCGGAAAGCAGUCCGCAAAGAACUAAAAUCCAAGAUGAGGGAGCCAGUCAGUCUGACCGGUUUAGUCCCAGUACAAGCUCGGCCGUACCUAAACUCCUCUCUUUAAAGCAAGGUAUAGGGGAGCAACGGACUGCCAAGGUCAGAAAGCAAUAUAGCGACUCGAGCUCCACCACAAAGACUCGCACUUUUGGUCCCGAAGCAUCAAGGAAAACUGCAGCAGACAGCGAUGAAGGAGCCCAGAGGAUCUCGCAGGGGGAAGAAGCGAGUUCCUCAGGUGAAAGCAGACUGCUACGUGGGACAGAAAAGCCUGUAGCGGCGCCACUCAGGGGACGUGGCUCUUCUGCAGAAGGAUCUGACGCUGAUCCAGAUAGCACUUAAAAACCUCUGUGCACAAUGGUGAAAUGCUUUCUACUGCUAAUACUACUAUUGUUUUGUUUUUGUAAUGCGCUUAUUUUUUAUAUACACAAUUUUCAAUACUCUUGGUAACUUGGUAAAUGUUUGUUCUGCAAUAUUCAAGAUUGUAAUAUGAUGCACUUUUUUUUUUCUUGGAAAAAUAUUUCUGUAAAUCGAUUACGUCUGUCCCUCCUAUAAUCUUUAUUGACAUUGCAAUCUUAAUAUAUCUAUUUGAAUAUGUAUAUGUAAAAACAAACCGAAAACCUUGUACUUGUAAAACAUUAAGUAUGGAUAUGUUUCUAAAUGACCAAGAUGAAAACUUCAAUUGAGUAAUUCCAAUAUUUCGUCUCUUGUCCAGUAUUGCGCAAAUUCUAGUGAUGUGUGCCUUUUCUGUCCAGAUUUACUGCUUGAAGUGUCAAAGAUAAAAAGGCUGUGAAUUCUUUUCAUGAAUAUAGAUUUUUAUUUGAGCUGGUGUUUGAAGAAGCGGUAAGGUUUUCUUUGUACGUUAGGGUAAACGAGACAGGCAUUGUGCUGUUUAAUAGACAAGAGACGAAGGUUUAGGUGAUGAGCCUUGCAGGGAAAUUGCACUGAAGUCAUAUUUUUUAUAAUACAUAAGAUGAAAAUGAUUAGAUAAGUGUCUCUGUACAGAUAGAAAGUCUAUGGUCCAUAUUUAUUGCCAUGUGAAAAUAUGAAAAUGUUUUGUUUACUUUGGUUUUUCAAAGGGAUUUCUAUUGUCGUUUUUAUUAUUAUUCUUUACACUUUCUGUUUAUAGUUGCGUUUCUUUUUUUAGUUGUGACCUUAAGACUUGAAAUGAAGAAACUGGACAGGCUUACAGUGAACUCCAAAAUUUGUCACAGACAUUUUGCAUUUCUGAACCAAUAAAGGUACACCAGGAAUUACUAAAA